Messenger RNA from Mycosarcoma maydis (corn smut), 4293 nucleotides. RefSeq lists its product as uncharacterized. Lineage: Eukaryota; Fungi; Basidiomycota; Ustilaginomycetes; Ustilaginales. Gene Ontology annotation, molecular function: guanyl-nucleotide exchange factor activity. The coding region runs from base 1 to 4293 and encodes 1430 amino acids. The transcript has a single exon. The record is from RefSeq and is a predicted model, not a curated record.
AUGACGUCUGCGAACGUCUCCAGCUCCCCUCACCGCCAGGCUGAGCCGGCGACCAUGAUGCUGUCAGCGACAUCGGCUGCACCGACGUCUAUGCCGCCAAUCACCACAGAAAGCAUCUCGACGGCGGUCGUCUUUCCAUCAUCCAAUCGCAGCUCUACAGAUGCCUCUGCUGACGAUACCAAGGAAUUGGUGAGUCGGUCUAGUGGUUCAUCUUCCAUAGCAUCGCCCACAGUAUCGACACCGCGCGCCACUUCACCCGAUCACAUCUCACCAUUACCUCUGUGCAACAGAGCGGCUUUCCAAGCACCACAGUCGUCUCGCGACAGCUUGGAAGGCCCCGUCUCUCCAUCCUCGGACUCCACCGUUCCCGCUUUCAUGGCCGGCCUCGCCCUCCAAGUGCAAUCGGCCGUCUCGCGAAACGUCACUGGUCCCCUGGUUCAGGUCCUCACCGAUGCCGAGGAAGCCUCAGCUCUUCAAACCAAUGCAGCACAUAACGACUCGUUGAAAGGCUGCUCACACUCUCAGAGCACUACGCUAGCUCGACAAGGAUCUGGGGGCACUGUUUACGACGAUGCGCUCUGCUCACCUGAGCUAGCACCUAUCAGUGACACAGCACAUUCGCCUCUUUCUGGCAUGAUCAGCAGUACCAGCGAAGAAGCCAUUGAUGCAGCUCUGGGCUCUGCUUUGCGCACCCCAGCAAUGGACUCCCCGCUCCUUCCACUUUUGGCACCAAAGCUCCAAGAAGCUGACAGCAGUAGCAGUGACGGCAGCGGCACCGACACUUCGACGACUCAGACCGACAUCAGCCGUACUCCUUCCACUUCCACCACAGGCUCCAGUCACGCUGGCAGUCUCGAUACCGCCAUUAGCUCAGUCGCUUCAGGCACCGGUUUCGAAAGCAGCUACAAGUCACACGUCGACGAUUCUUCCGCCGAUACCCUUCGCGUCGACGUUGCAGGCUACGAUCCAAGCCUCCAGCCGAACCAAGCAUCUCCGGUCUCGGUGAUAUCCGAGGGCGACGCCGUCUUGCUCGAAUACCCUGACCUUGUCGAGGGCGGAACAGCGGAUACCAGUGUUGUCGAAGCAAAGUACACGACGGCCAAGGUUCGUCGCUACGCGGCUUUACUGGAGCUGAUUGACACGGAGCGUAACUAUGCCGACGAUCUGGCCACGCUCGUUCUGGUCUUCUUUGACAAUAUCUGCAUGAUGCCCUUCUUCAACGAUCAGCCUGCCCGUCAGGCUUUGGUUAUGAGAAAUUCGGAAGAUCUGCUGCGCACCCAUCAGAAAUUGUCGGCCAAACUCGACGGCAUCCUGGUCGACCUCGGUCUUCGAAGAACCGGGCCGCACCAACACCUUGAGGACGAGAGGUCCGAGCUCGAAAAGGCCCUCAGCCCUCAGGCUGAUGAGGCUGUCGUCCGUGUGGCCAAGCUUUUCAAUCAGAUGAUGCCUUCGCUCCAGUGCUACAAGGCUUUCUGCUCGCGUCACGGCGAAGCUCUUGCUUUGAUUCGCGAAGCCGAGAAGCGACAUGCCGACUGGGACGCUUUCGAGAGGCACUGUGCCGACAUCCUCAAGCUCACAAGGCUUCCGCAAUGGGGCGCCUCGCGCCCACAUUCGGGCACCAACACACCCAGUAUGUCUGCCAUCAGUCCAGCAUCGUACUUUACAUCCAUGUCUGCCGCCAACUCCUCGAACCUUUCUUCGGGAUCCACCUCGACCUUCACCGCUGGCACAAACUCCAACCUCGGCAGUACCUCCACCACAACUGGCUGGGCUUCUAGUGCCAUACGCCGAAACUCUUCUCGAUUGCUGUUCAGAGACUUCCUCAUCAAGCCCAUCCAACGACUGUGCCUAUAUCCACUCGUGCUGCAAACAUUGCAGAAGCACAGCUCCUCAACGGGCGAUUCGGUCGAAGAGCUUGCACUCGCCAUUUCCCUCAUGCGCGAGGUUGCGGAUCAAGUGGAUGAGGCAGGGAAGCGUCGAGAGUCGGAACUCCGUGCCGACCUCAUCUCAUCGCGCAUUGAGCCAAACCAGGGCAUCACAUCGUCGUUCCUCAAAUCUCUGGCCGAUUGCCAGCUGUCAGGUACGCUCGACGUCUUGUACCACCACCGCGUGUUGAACCCGCUCGUGGCGCCUCUGCGCUUCAAGUACUUUGGCGUCUUCAUCUACCACAGCUUCCUGAUCAUGGUCAAGGUUCGCAAGAAUUCGACCUACGAAUGCCGACACUGGUUUCCUCUUUGGGCCGCACGCCUUUCCAACAUGGAAGACGAGAGGAACUUGAUUCCCAACUCUUUCCGCCUGUCCGUCAAGGAGCACCACUUUGAACUUGCUGCAUCGAACGCAAAGGAAAGGCAGCUUUGGAUCGACGUUCUCUCGCUCGCCAUUUCCCGCUCUACUUUCUCUCCGCCGGGCUCCGAGGCAGCUUUCCCCUGCAGCCUCUACUUUGGCGAUGCGACCGAUGGCGAGCUGCUCGAAGCCUCCGAGGCACCAACACCAAAUGCCAUUCGACCCUCGGAGUUCCAGGGCUACUUUGAUUCUUCCAAGUCCAGCACGGCUGAUCCCUUGAUGGAGUUCCUGGCGAUGCACGCUGCAGGGGCGGCGCAAGCUACAAGUUCAAACCAGAAGGGCCAGCGCUCAUCAUCCGGACCCUGGAUGCCCACCGAGAUCUUGCUACGACAUGCUUCGCCCAACUCCCGAGCUAUCGUGGACCGUGGCAUGAUCUUAUCGGAUUCAGUCAUCUCUUCCCGUCUCGCUCGAGACGGAGGCGCUCUUUCGACCUUGUACGCAGCUUCUGGAUCCGGCCUCGGAUCCGCCGUUGGUUCCUCGCUAGGCCUGAGCCGCCUUUCAGCAAAGGAGACAUCCACCGUCAAAAUCCAGCGCCGUAAGAGUUGUGCCGGCCUGCUCGAGAACCCCGAGGCUGAGGAGGACGCCAACAAUCUUGUGUUCACCGCCGAGUUUGUGCAGCCAAGCUCGCGCUCGCGUUCCUCGACAAAGGUACAGGCCGACGCGCUGCUUGACCGAGAGGGAUGGAAAUCGUCUCUACUCAAGAAGGCCAACAGGGUACGACCAGCCAGCAUCUUUGCACCGACGGGACUCAAUGUCAACACGGACCUCGGCAGUCCGACCUGGGGUCCCGGCUCUGCCUCGACGCCUACCUCGCCUACCACAGCCAACCGCGACCUUGCUGUGCACGAGUUUGGAAGCUUUGGCAUCGCCGGCCCGACGCAGUCGAGCUCGAACCCACGACUUACUUUGUCCAAGCCUGCGACCGGAUCAGCUUCUUACUCGCUCACCUCGUCUCCUGUCGCUUGGUGUGACUCCGCCGCCAACUCAUCCAACAACCUGCGAGCUUCGGUUUCUUCUCUGCCUCCUCGGUCUCGCGGCAGCUUCUACGGCAUGAGGGACUCUCUCACCAUGACGUUUGGUCGGAGAUCUCGGACUCACUCAGCCGAAGCUGGUCUCGGCGAUGCUUAUCCCGUGACUGACUUUGGCGCAAGGUCGGCACUUUCUUCAGCAAAUGUGUCGCCGAUGGUCAGCAUGCAGGAGCUGCCCCAUGCGGUCUCGACUGACACUGCAGCAACGCGACGACCUCCGGCGGACGAAGUGCACCUGCAGCAACAGCAAAGUGCACGCUUCAGCGGUCGAUCACGCACCAACUCUAUCUCGUCGGUGACAGGCUCGCUUCGCCGGGUAUUCACAACUACAUCCCUGGUUGCGCUUAACCACAAGCGCACACAGACAGAUAUUGUCAAGUCGAUCGGAGGCUCGGUACAGGCCGAGAGACAGCUGGUAACGGACGGACUAGUGAGACCGCUCACCGAAUUUGCGCAGUCCACGACCACGGAGCAUUCAGGGACUUCGCCCCGCAAGAGCGGCCAAGGCACUCUGCGAAGGUCCAGGACGAUGCUCAACUAUUCCAAGAACUGGUUCCGCGCGUCUGCAGCCGCCAAUGUCGUCGAGCGCGUCCAUGCCGAAGCUGUUGCGCCUGCACAGGGCCUGUCAUGGCAAAGACAUGCGCCGCUGACGAGCGUUGCAACAACCUCGACGAGCCCCGACUUUAACGUAGCUGAGGAAGCGCACAGGCCAUUGCGCACCAGCAGCGCACCCGUGACGCACCAAAACGCAGUGCAUCCCGAGAGUUUUCGAAGGGCAUCGGAUACUCAGCUGACCACGAUCGCCGAGCAGCACAGAGAAUCGGGUGAUGUGGGAGGUCGAAGAGCUUCCAAGGGCUUUAACCCUCUCAGAUUCUUGCAGAACAAUCGACUCUCGCCGAUUCCUUCGCAGACUGCGCGUUGA